Molecule: messenger RNA, 459 nt
Organism: Paramuricea clavata
Lineage: Eukaryota; Metazoa; Cnidaria; Anthozoa; Malacalcyonacea; Plexauridae
Source: the annotation of a GenBank genome assembly
AUGCCGAAUGGUGGAAGUCAGGGUGGAUAUUUGGUUUUACUUGUUGGGGAAUCGGGAAGAUUCUCACCUAUUUGGUGGAAUUCUAAGAAAAUCCGUAGGGUAGUAAGGAGCACUCUCGCUGCUGAAACCCUCGCCUUGGCGGAGGGAAUAGAUAAUAGUAUAUUCUUAUGUACUCUUCUUGCUGAAUUAAUGUAUGGUAAACCUUACCCCACCAUGUUUCCCAUAGAAUGUUACACCGACUGUAACUCACUUUAUGAAGCCUUGAAGUCAGUAAAGAGUGUGUCAGAAAAACGUCUUAGGUUAGAUAUUAGCAGCAUAAAAGAGUUAAUUGAAGCAAAACAGAUUACAUCCGUUAAUUGGUGCAGUACCAAUAGGCAACUUGCAGAUAGUCUAACGAAGAAAGGUGCCUCACCCAAAGUACUAAGAAACGCCUUAGAAACUGGUAUAUUGUUUGCUUAA